Molecule: messenger RNA, 3748 nt
Organism: Notothenia coriiceps (black rockcod)
Lineage: Eukaryota; Metazoa; Chordata; Actinopteri; Perciformes; Nototheniidae
Gene: osmr
Product: oncostatin M receptor
Exons: 17
Coding region: 9-2888 (959 amino acids)
Molecular function (GO): protein binding
Source: RefSeq, a predicted model, not a curated record
CGGCAAGCAUGGCACACUGUUUUUUCUUUAAACAUUUCUGUAUUGAAAGGUGUUUAAGUUUUAUAAUAUAUUUUAUUGACCUGCUUGGAUUGUAUUUCAUAUUUUCUGAGGAUCAUAGUGGCUGCUGCUUCAACUCUGUUGGGAAGCCGCCAAGCCCGAGAAUCACUCAUCUGCAGGCUCUGGAUGACCAGCAGAGCCUCUUGGUGAACUGGAUGGUGAACAACAGCAGCUUAGUGGGAGAUAUUUAUGAGAUCCAGAUCGGCCGCACCGAGAACCACACUGUUAUUUAUAAUAAAAAUCUAAGUAUAUUUUCUGUGGAUCCAGUGGAAUAUGCAUGGACAUGGACCUCAGACGUGCCUCUGGGUUGUUUCGAUCACUCAGUCAGGAUACGACGAUUCUAUAAUCAGUCUGUCCCGAGUCCCUGGAGUAACUGGAAAACAAACAAUAGAACCCAGGUGAAGGAUAAGACAAGGAUCUUCCCCAACUAUCGGGUGCUGAGAGAGAACUCCAGCGCCAUGUUCUGCUGUGUUCCCCCUAGAGGAGUUCAUGUUACCAGCAUGUCCUUCAAACACAGCAAAUACCCUCUUAUCAGCAUUGGAGCGGGGGUCAAGGCAAUCACUGUACACAACCUGAAGAUCCCAACAGUCCGCUUCAAAUACCUUUUAAUCUCAUGCCAUGACACAACAGGCAGGCAGAGUGAUGUCUGGAACUUUAUCAGUUUUCCUCCCCAGAAGCCCAGUAACAUCAGCUGUGUGACCUCAGACAUGACAAGUGUCUCUUGCACCUGGGAUUCAGGCAGAAAACGAGACGAGAACGACCGCAACACGCAAACACGCACUCUUCACAUUGACAACUCAGACCAGCCUCCCUUCAACUGUGAACAGUCGUCUUGUACUUUCCCCGCCAUCCCUAACUUGAAGGAAUACAACAUCCGUGUGGUGGUGAAGGACCUGCUGGGAGAGGAGACGGAGAGCUACAGCUUCAACAUCUCUGACAGAGUGUCACCUGUGGUGGAGUUGGAGAGAGUGAGCCUCGGGGCGACACACACCACCGUGUCCUGGAUCGUACAUGGGAACUUGACCCGACUGAACCUCCUCUGUCAGGUCACUGCAGACCCAGGAAGUGCCACCAAACUGAGGUGCAAUAGUGUGAGUGGUCAAUGCAAAGUCACAUUGGAACAUCUGUUACCUAACACCCCCUACUCUACCAGAGUGCGCUGCUCUGUGGACGGUCGGCUCUGGGGGGAAUGGACCAAGCCUAGAUCCUUCAAAACCUAUCCGUUGGUGACCUUGGAUGUAUGGAGGAGAAUGAAGCAGCUGUCCGACCCAAACAGUCGUGAAGUUACUCUUCUGUGGACUCAUGAUGUUCCUGACUCAGCAGCCACGAUCAAAGGUUUCAUGGUUCAGUGGUCGCAGGGAAGUCUAAACUGGACUGAGUGGAAGGACAGUGGACAAACCCAGGCGCAGGUCUCCAUUAAUCUGGGACAGUAUGAGUUCACGGUCCGGGCUCUUCUCCACAGCGGCUCCGCCAUCCCAGCUCACAUCAUCAUCCCCCAGAGGGACAUCGAUGAAAUCCUCCUGGUAAAGAGGCGUUUGAGCAGCAGCCUUGCUGGUUUUAAUCUGACCUGGGAUGAGCUUGAUACAGUCACCUGUGGCUACACUGUGGAGUGGUGCAUUCUGGGAAACGCUGUGCCUUGUAAUGUGCAAUGGCUGAAUGUCAAACAAGGAAACAAAACAUUGUUCCUACCUGCCAGCAAUUUCAAAGCAGGUUGUAAGUAUACAUUUAAUAUCUAUGCAUGCACAGAAAAUGGACACAGACUACUGGAAGUACAGAAGGGAUACUCACAAGAGCUUAAAUCUGUACAGUCCCCGAUUCUGGUUGAACCUGUUCAGAGUACUUCCUCAUCUGUGACUCUGGAAUGGAGUUACAAUGAGGACGAUCCGGCUCACACGGCAUUCAUCACUGGUUACCUGGUAACAGGACAAGAAGCAGGGACUGAUACACCGCCGGGUCAUGUUCAAAAUUUGUUCAACGUGUCUGUGGCAGACCCUCGGAGGAAGUCUGUGACCAUAGAGGGUCUUCAGCAAGACCACAAAUACCUUUUCUCUGUGAGCGCUCUCACUAAGGGGGGGCCUGGACUAUCCACCAGUAUUACCAUCAGGACCAACACCAACUACUCUGCUCACCUGGCCAAGAUACUGACUCCCAUGUUGUUACUGUUGGGCUGCAUCAUUGCACUGUGGCCUCAAAGAAAAAUUCUGAAGAGCGGGCUGAGAGAGAUGUUUGCUUACCCGGCUGGUAUGAACAUAAAAACUCCUGAGUUAGACAGUUUCCUGCACGAGACUGGGGAGAGGCUGCAGGCUCUGAAGGUGGAGGAGUGCAGCACCUGUGACAUAGAGAUCCUGAACACCAGACCUCUUCUGAAGGAAACAUCUGCACUGAGAGACCCUGCUCCCCUGAGCACACCGCCCUCUCCUGCUCCCCUGAACGCACCGCCCUCUCCUGCUCCCCUGAACGCACCGCCCUCUCCUGCUCCCCUGAACGCACCGCCCUCUCCUGCUCCCCUGAACACACCGCCUUCUCCUGCUCCCCUGAACACACCACCCUCUCCUGCUCCCCAGUCCUUUGCUCCAAUCACACCCCUCUCCAGUGUCCUGCUUGAAACAGGCUACUGUCUACAGUCAGUCACAGUGCUCAGAGACAGACCAGACGUCGAACAGAUGACAUGCAUCAACAACAACAACACUUUUUAUCACACCGUGGAGGAGGAUUCAUCUGAGGCACAACAACUCAUGUUCUCUGAAAUCAAAUCAAGCUUUGAGCCUUCUGACAGUGUGCAUGAUUCGUGUAGUGUUAUCUAUGGUUAUAUUUCCAAUAACACUUUAUAAGUAUGAAGUCAAAGAUCAGGCCCAAAAUGUCUGUCAUAUAUUUUUCGAGGGUGUACAUACUAUAACACGUUUAUGUAAAUAUGAGGCUUUCUAAUGACAAUAUUAAUGCAUACGUGCUUGUAAAGAUGUAUCUUGUCUUAUAUAGAGCAGGAAACUCAGGAGGUUAUAUUUCAACAACUUGUGUUUUCCGCCUAAACUAAAUUUAGAAGUCAAAGUAGGCCUAAUGCAGCAGCUAGAGAUGUAAUCUACGGGAUGCAAUGGCGGCACUGAUAAGGCAGCCAAACAUGUGCAUCUUUCUUUAAUUUGUAUGGUAAUAUCAAAAUAUAUUUUUGAAUAUCCAACACUGCAAGAGCAAUGUUUUUUCCUCUGCAAUUUUAAAAACAGGUUUAGAUCAUCAACUAUGAAUGACCUUUUAAAUAUAUGUUAUGUAUGAUCGCCAGAGCUGAUAUAAAUGUCAAAGUUGUGGCUAAUAUUUAGGUUUAGGUAUAAAUACUAUAAGGUGUAUUAGAGUAAAUGAAAUCCCAAAUGAUGCACCAUAAUUAUAAUUGGCUCAUGCCGCUCCCAUCCACCUGUGCAGCUACAUCUUAAUUAUUUGCCAAUCUGUCCUAAUGUUUUAAAAAGAAUGUAUGCAUUUGAUAUGAUAUGGUCAGUUUAGUUUUAUUUGUUAGUUACGGUAUCUCUGCUUUGACUUUCACCAAAUCACAUUCCCAUUCAAUGACUUCAUUUAGCUCCGCUCUGUAGUUUCUUUUUUAAGUACCAGGACUGGUUCUGAACACCAGCGCCAGUCCUCUGCUCGGAGGCAGGCAGGUACUCAACCAGCUGAAACACAAAGCACGUUAAACUCGGUGGCUGCUGUAUGA